AUGCAAGCGGCCCGUGGAGAGGAACCAGGCUCUUCGGUUACAACCUGCAUCAGCGCCACCUGCUGGCUGAAAGCUACAUUGCACCCAGAGUUCCCUGUCUCCAUGGCGGGAAGGGAACAAACUGGAGCUCUUACUGUGUCCACGUAUACAGAUGUCGACGUAGGUGUCAACCUCUAUAGUGUAACCUUCAUGCAGCAACCUCAGGGAGGUCACAUACGGCCAGCUGUGAAGCUGGGUGGGAUUCGAAUCCAUAUCCCCUUUCUCCUCACUCCAGACACCUUCUAG
This is a messenger RNA of Rangifer tarandus platyrhynchus (Svalbard reindeer), 285 nucleotides long. NCBI's taxonomy places the organism in Eukaryota, Metazoa, Chordata, Mammalia, Artiodactyla, Cervidae. The record is from the annotation of a GenBank genome assembly.